Messenger RNA from Oxyura jamaicensis (ruddy duck), 1472 nucleotides. RefSeq names its product acetylcholinesterase (Cartwright blood group) (gene ACHE). The transcript has a single exon. The annotation marks the transcript as partial. The record is from RefSeq and is a predicted model, not a curated record. Gene Ontology annotation, cellular component: plasma membrane. Gene Ontology annotation, biological process: choline metabolic process; acetylcholine catabolic process. Gene Ontology annotation, molecular function: acetylcholinesterase activity. Lineage: Eukaryota; Metazoa; Chordata; Aves; Anseriformes; Anatidae.
CCCCCGGUGCUGGCCUCCACCACGGGCGGCCGCGUCCGGGGCCUGCUGGUGGCGGCGGUGGCCGGCCCGGUGGCCGCCUUCCUGGGCAUCCCCUACGCCGAGCCCCCCCUGGGCCCCCUCCGCUUCCAGCCCCCGCGCCCGGCCCGGCCCUGGCGGGGGGUCCUGGAGGCCACGGCCCACCCCCGCGCCUGCUUCCAGCCGGUGGACACCAUGUUCCCCGGCUUCGGCGGCUCCGAGAUGUGGAACCCCAACCGCGAGAUGAGCGAGGACUGCCUCUACCUCAACGUCUGGCGCCCGCAGCCCCCUCCCCGCGCCGCCCCCGUCCUGGUCUGGAUCUACGGGGGGGGCUUCUACAGCGGCGCCGCCUCGCUGGACGUCUACGACGGCCGCUACCUGGCGGAGGCCGAGGGGGUGGUGGUGGUCUCCAUGAAUUACCGCCUGGGCGCCCUGGGCUUCCUGGCCCUCCCCGGGCACCCCGAGGCCCCCGGCAACGCGGGGCUGCUGGACCAGCGCCUGGCCCUGCGCUGGGUGCGCGCCAACGCCGCGGCCUUCGGCGGCGACCCCGAGGCCGUCACCCUCUUCGGGGAGAGCGCCGGGGCGGCCUCGGCCGGCCUCCACCUGCUGUCCCCCGGCAGCCGCCCCCUGUUCCGCCGCGCCGUCCUGCAGAGCGGGUCCCCCAACGGGCCCUGGGCCACCGUGGGGGCGGCCGAGGGCCGGCGGCGGGCGGCCGCCCUGGGGCGCUCGCUGGGGUGCGCGGGGGCCGAGGCCAACGAGACGGAGCUGCUGGGCUGCCUGCGCCGCGCGGCGCCGCCCGAGCUGGUGGCCCACGAGGCCGCCGUCCUGCCCCAGCAGGGGGUCUUCCGCUUCGCCUUCGUGCCCGUGGUGGACGGGGACUUCCUGGAGGACAGCCCCGAGGCGCUGCUGGCCGGCGAGGGGAGGCCGGCGGCGGAGGCCGAGGUGCUGCUGGGGGCGGUGCGGGACGAGGGCAGCUACUUCUUGGUGUACGGCGUGCCGGGCUUCGGCAAGGACAACGAGAGCCUGAUCAGCCGGGAGGAGUUCCUGGGGGGGGUGCGCCUGGGGGUCCCGCAGGCCACCGAGCUGGCGGCGGAGGCGGUGGUGCUGCACUACACCGACUGGCUGGACCAGGACAACCCGGUGAAGAACCGCGAGGCGCUGGACGACAUCGUGGGCGACCACAACGUGGUGUGUCCCCUGAUGCACUUCGCCCAGCGCUGGGCCGAGCGCGGCGGCGCCGUCUUCGCCUACCUCUUCGACCACCGGGCCUCCAACCUGCCCUGGCCACCCUGGAUGGGGGUCCCGCACGGCUACGAGAUCGAGUUCGUCUUCGGGCAGCCGCUGAAGGCCGGGCUCAACUACACGGCCAAGGAGCAGGAGCUGAGCCGCAGGAUCAUGCGCUACUGGGGGAACUUCGCCCGCACCGGGUAGGCGGGGAGGGGUCGGGGGGGGGGGGG